Molecule: messenger RNA, 135 nt
Organism: Funneliformis caledonium
Lineage: Eukaryota; Fungi; Glomeromycota; Glomeromycetes; Glomerales; Glomeraceae
Source: the annotation of a GenBank genome assembly
GCGAAGCUUCGGCGUAAAAAGGUUAUCCUGCGUUCUAACGAGGUCAUGUUUACAUACCGAAAACUCCCAGAUCCUAACCAUGUCUUAAGGGCCCCUCAAGUGAGGCAAGUUUUAUUGAGUUUUGUACUUGCUUAG